AUGGAAUACGUAGCCCAAACUCAUAGUGAAAUGAUUGAAUAUAAUGUUGACAGUAUGUUAAGUAUACAAAGUGAACUUCAGAAUAAUGAAAUAUCAGCAAUUAACCAAGAUUAUUUGAACAAAGAUUAUAUAAAAGGUCCAAAAAAAUCUUUUAGUGAUAUUUCAACUUUGGAAUUUAAUGGCUCGUCUCAUCUUAACCAAGCAUCACUUUCCUCAUUUGCUUUAAAUUCUACAUCAUUCAUAGGACCUUCAUCUGUAUCAGCAUCUUCUAGUUGUAAUUCUGUGGUUUCAUCAUCCUCUCUGGUGAGUAAUUCAAGUAUAUGCUCAAGAGAAGGUAUUAAUAUAGUUUCAAAAAAUUAUAUAACACAAGAACAACAAUCUAAUAUACCAGUGUUUGAUAAAGAUGAGCUAAAAAUUUUGAGUAGGUGCCUUCCUCAUACAAAAAUCAAGAAAAUAAUUAAAUGCUCUGGAGCUGUAAAUCAUAUGAUUGGAAGUGAAGUUCCUGCACUUUUAGCAAUUGCUUGUGAACUUUUCGUUAGAGACUUGACAAGUUUUUCAUGGAACUUUACUAAGAGAGCUAAAAGAAGAACAGUUCAAGUUCAAGAUAUUAAGUCUGUUUCUAGUAAAGAUUUCAGAUUAAGGAGACUAUUAUAUGCCAGUAAAAGCCAAUUAAGAAAUAUUUUGUCUGAAAACGAAUCAUUGGAACAAAAUAAAAAUCCCAUAUUAGAUUAUUACAGGAAAGGAGAAGUUCAAUAUCAAGGGAUGCAAAUGCCAAUUCCUAAUAUCCAAUCGGCACAAAUAUAUCCAAAAUAUUUUAAAAAACCACAAAAUAAUCAGGAAAAUAUAAGUAAGCAAGGAAUAAAUAGAUACGUCAACCACUAUCACAAUGUAAAUCAAGAAUUACAGAAAUCUUAUAUGCUUUCUCCUAAUCAACACAUCCAACACAGUAUUAAUCAAUUUAAUGGGAAUAAUAUCAAUUAUUAUAACAGUUAUAAUGAAGACAAAUUUUAA
Molecule: messenger RNA, 1011 nt
Organism: Cryptosporidium ubiquitum
Lineage: Eukaryota; Apicomplexa; Conoidasida; Eucoccidiorida; Cryptosporidiidae
Product: CCAAT-binding factor chain HAP5 like histone
Exons: 1
Coding region: 1-1011 (336 amino acids)
Biological process (GO): regulation of DNA-templated transcription
Cellular component (GO): nucleus
Molecular function (GO): protein heterodimerization activity; DNA-binding transcription activator activity, RNA polymerase II-specific
Source: RefSeq, a predicted model, not a curated record